AUUCUUUCGCAUGUGACAUGUCCUCAUAAAAUAUCAUAUUACUACACAAACCUAGAAGAAACCGCCCCAAAUAGUUAGCUCCUAUAAAUACAAGACCAUUUCCACUGUCUUUCACAGCACAAGUUGCUGAUCUCAGUACUUAAAUUUAAGUACAAAAGUACUUAAAAACACAGUUUCACUUAUAUAAUUCAUUUUUACUAGAUUAUAAGCAGCAUACAUGGCUAUCCUAAACAAGCCCAUAGCUUCCCCUGAUGGCAAAAUCCUGAUGAGACCAGAGGAGUUCAAGAAGUGGUUGAAGAAAUUCGACGCCGACAAAGACGGAAGGAUCAGCACACAAGAGCUCCGGGAGGCGAUCCGGGCUAACGGAGGGUGGUUUACGACGAGGAAAGGUAGGGAUGGAGUUAGGAUGGCGGACAAAGACGGCAGCGGAUACAUCGACGACAACGAAAUCAACAACUUGAAAGAUUUUGCCCUAAAGUAUCUUGGGGUCAAAAUCAUAACCUACUAGUAAUGAAUAUCAACAAAUCAUCUAGUAAGGCUGAUUUGUACGAAUAUAAUUCAUGUUCAUGGGAGAAAAUAAUAAGGGUUUCUGUAUUUUGCAUUUUGGUGGUGGAUUGAGGGGAUGGUCUUUUCUUUUUUUUUUUGUCUUUGAUUUUCUGGGAUUUUUAACGUUGUAUCGAUCGAAACCUACGCAAAGUACGUAGCCUGGUUUUUAGGACUAUGUAUCAUUGUGUAAUUUCUGUAUCGUGUGUCUUGUUGUUUCAAAUGGAAUUUGAUUUGGUAACUCUUGUUUUAGUGUACAUGAAAUAAAUAAGUGCUCCAAUAUUCGAAGGAGGAAAAAAAAAAAGGUCCAAGUGUUUGGAGCAGCCUUUUUAAUUUACAUUUUCAUGUGUGUAGUUUCUUUCUUGAUUACCUUUGCAUCCUAUAUAUUUACGAUUCAAUUUGAUUCCUUAUAUUGCGAUUUACGAAUUAUACCUACGUAGUUUAGAUAUUUCGUCCUUAUUUUG
This is a messenger RNA of Oldenlandia corymbosa var. corymbosa, 1007 nucleotides long. The record is from the annotation of a GenBank genome assembly. Lineage: Eukaryota; Viridiplantae; Streptophyta; Magnoliopsida; Gentianales; Rubiaceae.